UUCACUUUGAUUCUUCUUCAUAUCGUGCGAUUUUCAGGAAAGCUUUUGUUACUUCAGUUUGGAGAAAAGCAUGACCUCCACGAGAGGCUGGUGCCGCGCGACAGGUUUUGUUCAGGGUGGGGUGUGCCCCCCCCAGGAGCUGCGCAUGGUGCUGGUGGGGAAGACGGGGGCAGGGAAGAGCGCGACGGGGAACACCAUCCUGGGGAGGCGGGUGUUUGAGGCGGAGCUCUGCAUGAGCUCAGUGACGCAGGGGUGUGAGAAGGCCCGAGGCACGGUGCUGGGGCGGCGUGUCAUGCUGGUGGACACGCCCGGCCUGUUCGACACCGCGCUAUCCCAGCAGGCCGUGCAGCAGGAGGUGCUGCGGUGCCUGGCCAUGUCAGCCCCCGGGCCGCAUGCCGUGCUGCUGGUGCUGCAGAUCGGUCGCUUCACCGAGGAGGAGCAGCAGAGUGUGCAGAUCAUCCAGCAGAUCUUCCAGGGAGAUGCCGCCCAGUACAUCAUCCUCAUCUUCACCCACGCUGACAAGCUGAAGGGCCGCUCCAUCCACGACUUUAUCUCCAAGCAGGACCAGAGGAUCCAGGAUCUGGUGGCACGCUUUGGCAGGAGGUUCCUGGCCUUCAACAACGAGGAUGAGCAGGACCACACUCAGGUGGCCAAGCUCCUGGAGAUGGUCGACCGCAUGCUUGCACAGAACGGCAACCACCACUUCACCAACGAGGCCUUCGGAAAGAUGGACCAGGCUCUGGCGGUCUUCCAACAUGAGCAUCUGGAGGGAAACCGCGAACAAAUCGAAAGAGAGAAAAAGGAGGCCAGGGAGAAGUGGGAGGCGGCCUGGGCCGACUUCAGCAGACAGAUGAGUGAGAAGAGAGAGGAGGCAGAGAGGCAGAGGCAGCUUGUUGAGCAGAAGGUGAAGAUGCUGAGCGAGAGGAUAGCAGAGGCAGAGCAGCAGCUCCGAGGAGAGAGCGCGAAGCUGGAGCAGCUGGACACGGCCGAGAGCACCCGCAGGCAGCGGGAGAGAGGCUACCGCAAAAAGAUCGACAACGAGAUUGGCCGGGCGGAGAAGGAGAUCGAUGACCGCUACUGUGAGAGUGCGCGUGAGGAAGCGGAGGGGUCCUCUGACUUCCUGCGGAAGGCAGGUGUCAUUGUGGGAGUCGCCGCCCUCCUGGUGACCGGAGCGGGGAUUGGGGCGGGAGUCACCAUGAUGAUGGGUACAGGAGCGGCUGCAGGAACGGCUGCAGGAACGGGGGGGUUGGCUGGGGCGGCUGCUUACAUCGCUGCCAUGGCUCCAGAGGUGGGACCUGCUGCUGCUGCUGCUGCUGCUGCUGCUGCUGCAAAUUUAGGCCCUCUGCUUGCAGCUCAGUGCUCCGUACAGUAAUGCAGUGAAACUCUUUUCCAGCACACAGAGGCUCACAUGCAUCCCACUGUAAAACUCUUCUACACAGAGACGCUGAUGUAUUCUAUAGUAAACCUCUCCUCCAAAGUUUUGUUGCUAUCAUAUGCAGUAAAAUUCUCCUCUACUGUAAAGCUGUGUUUUCCCACCGUAGCAUUUUUCAAACUUUUCUCAAACACCAGACUUGGGUGUUAUAGGAAAUAUACCUGAUCUGUGAGACAGUUCAUUUACUCUCUGCCUUAAUCCCGUUUCUUUUUUCCACAUAGAGGGCUGUUUUUACCUGGCUCUUAAAAGAGAGGUGUCUGAGGUAAGACAGAUGAGGCAGAAGAGAAUAUGCAGAGACAUUAGAUUUAAUUUCUUCAGUGUGUUUAACAGAUAAAUCAGUUAUCUGAUGUAGGGACAGUGGAGACAUGAUUAAACAGCAACAGACACUUACCUCACAGAUGGGAAUGAGUGUCUCUACUGAAUGCAAUGCAUAGAUUCACUGACUAUAUGAUAUGAUUGCUUCUGCAGUAGAUAUGUAUGAUAUUACAACUUCUGCAUUGUAUUACGAGGAAAAUAUACAAUUCUAUACAACUCGCACUGUUAAUCGUUAUUUGGAGUCCUUGCACUGCACAUAGGCAACUGCAAGGUGCUGGUCUUCAGAAACUUUGAAACUUUGAAACUGGCCGCAUCGCUGGCCAGUAGUACCUGGGAGACCACAGCGGUGGAGCGAACUGCAAUCAUCCAGGCAGAGGUCGGGGGGUAUCGACAGCAUCUGUGUUUGCAUUUGGCACUGAUAUAAAAACGAAGGAGGCAAG
Molecule: messenger RNA, 2187 nt
Organism: Megalops cyprinoides (Indo-Pacific tarpon)
Lineage: Eukaryota; Metazoa; Chordata; Actinopteri; Elopiformes; Megalopidae
Product: GTPase IMAP family member 9
Exons: 2
Coding region: 71-1372 (433 amino acids)
Molecular function (GO): GTP binding
Source: RefSeq, a predicted model, not a curated record